Eurytemora carolleeae is the source of this 1472-nucleotide messenger RNA. Its product is annotated as organic cation transporter protein. Gene Ontology annotation, molecular function: transmembrane transporter activity. Gene Ontology annotation, biological process: transmembrane transport. The coding region runs from base 70 to 1230 and encodes 386 amino acids. Lineage: Eukaryota; Metazoa; Arthropoda; Copepoda; Calanoida; Temoridae. The transcript is spliced from 13 exons. The record is from RefSeq and is a predicted model, not a curated record. Gene Ontology annotation, cellular component: membrane.
GGAGAGUUUAAUCUUGUCUGUAGUCGUGAAUAUCUUGUAUCCACUGCUCAGACUCUUUAUUUUAUUGGAAUGAUAUUUGGAGUUUUCACUUUCGGAGUUCUAGCUGAUUAUGUGGGAAGGAAAACUGUAAUUAUUCCAUUACUUAUCUGUGUAGCAGGGUCAGGUAUUGGUACCUCCUUAGCUCCCAACUUUGAAGUAUUUAUGACAGCAAGAGUCAUCAAUGCUUUCUUUCUCAUUGGAAUCUGGGAAACACAGUUCACUUACAGUAUAGAACUAGUUGGAGGAAAGUGGAACACUAUUGUAGGAAUGGGUCUAGAGUUCUUCUGGGUGGGAGGGUGGUUAAUCUUAGCCUUACUCGGAUAUCUCAUCAGGUCCUGGCGUACACUAAUGUUGGUAGUAUCCCUCCCUUCUACACUAGCCUUUCUUCUCUACUGGUUUAUUCCUGAAAACCCCAGAUGGCUCAUAGCAACUCACAAGUUGGAGAAGUCUGAACAAAUUAUUCGCAAUGUUGGAAAAUCCAACAAAAAAGAACUUCCCGCAGAUUGGAAACUUCACCCUGUCCAGACAUCAGAUGCAGACGAUAAGAAAACAAACAUUUUUGACAUUUUUAGGACACCCAACAUGCGGUCAAAGACCUUCAUCAUUUGGUAUAAUUUCUUUGUGAAUGCAUUUGUUUACUUUGGACUAACCCUAAAUAGCGGGGAUCUGGGAGGGGAUGUCUUUAUUAAUUUCUCCUUAUCAGGUUUACUUGAGAUCCCUGCUUAUAUCCUGGCCAUCUUUGUUCUCCUCAGAUACGGAAGACGAUUUCCUUAUUGCAUCUCAAUGAUUUUAUCAGGGUUAUCUCUUCUCUGUAUUAGUCUAGUACCACAAGGUAACUGGUGUGUAAUGAUGUUAGCUCUCUUUGGUAAAACUUGCAUUACCUUUGCAUUUGCGACACUCUUCAUUUACAGCACAGAGAUAUUUCCAACUGUUAUUAGGACUGGAGCAAUUGGAAGUGCUUCUUUUAUAGGACGACUGGGCGGAAUUCUAGCCCCCUGGGUGGGGGGAUUGUCUAGUGUCCACCCCUACCUUCCAGUUUGGAUUUUUGGGAUAAAUGCUGUUUUUGCUGGAUUGUGGGCUUUCAGUUUACCUGAAACUGCGGGCAAACCUUUAGCAUACACAAUACAGGAGUCUGAGAUGCUAAAGGUUAACAGCAUUCCUUGGAAGAAAAUCAAAAAGUGUUCACCAUAGUUUUUUUUGGUUUUGCAUUUCAGUUUAUUUAGUUGUGCAUAAGUUUUCUUUGGUUCUGCAUAAGUUUUCUUUGGUUGUGCAUAAGUUUUAUUUGGUUCUGCAUAAGUUUUCUUUGGUUGUGCAUAAUUUUUAUUUGGUUCUGCAUACAUUUAUUUGAUUCUGCAUACGUUUAUUAGGUUCUGAAAAAAUCUAUUUGGUUCUGCAUACAUUUAUUUGAUUCUGCAUACGUUUAUUAGGUUCUG